AUGAACUCUUGCGAAGUGUCCCUGGACACGUCCAUCGCUCUCUCCUGGCAAACAACCCCCAGGAGAGAGCCAGGGCCGUCCAGACCAGCGCGGCCCUGCUCCAGUUCGCCACCUCCCUGCCUGGAUUUGACACCUCCUCCGCCUUCUCCAAGGCAGGAGAAUUCGUUCUGCAGCUGGGUCUCUGGAUAUCCCACCCAGCCAGUAACAUCAGUCGGCAUGCCAGGGGUGGGAUCUACUGGCUUUACUGGCUCCUGCUCCGGAAGAGGGGGCUCAACACCAGCGAGGCCCCAGACUUGUGGUGCCGGGACGGGCUCCAUGACCCCGAGCGCCUGGGGUAUAGAAAUCUGGCCAGGGUGGGAGAGGAGGACAUCGCAGCCUACAUAAAGGUCCAGCUGUUUAACAUCAGGGUCUUGG
Molecule: messenger RNA, 414 nt
Organism: Mauremys reevesii (Reeves's turtle)
Lineage: Eukaryota; Metazoa; Chordata; Testudines; Geoemydidae
Product: proline-rich receptor-like protein kinase PERK2
Exons: 5
Coding region: 1-384 (127 amino acids)
Source: RefSeq, a predicted model, not a curated record